Messenger RNA from Symsagittifera roscoffensis, 2939 nucleotides. RefSeq names its product carnitine O-palmitoyltransferase 1, liver isoform-like. NCBI's taxonomy places the organism in Eukaryota, Metazoa, Xenacoelomorpha, Acoela, Convolutidae. The record is from RefSeq and is a predicted model, not a curated record. Gene Ontology annotation, biological process: fatty acid metabolic process; carnitine metabolic process. Gene Ontology annotation, cellular component: mitochondrion. The transcript is spliced from 3 exons. Gene Ontology annotation, molecular function: carnitine O-palmitoyltransferase activity. Bases 45 to 2315 code for a protein of 756 amino acids.
AAUUUCAGAUAAGUUUGAUAACAGAAUUUUAUUCUGUAAGUGCCAUGGGGUCGGUCAAUCGAAUAGUUGACCGGGCCAUACCUUUCGAAGAUGCUGCAAGAGUGGCGGCGUGGGAAAAAUCGGAAGCACGACGCAAGCGUGAAAUCUACCUCAGACAAUUCUCAUGUGCUGUUGAAGCUGCCGUUUGGCCAUACUCUCCUAAGUUGUUUGCAUUCAUGGGUACAGCAGUUGCCUCAUUUUGCUUCAUGCAAUUGGAAAUGCUCCCAGAAACUGCUAUGUACAUGAGCUGGAUGUUUCUAAUCACACUUCUACUACUUACCAAGACCUUCAUAGCAUGUCUGUUGCGAUACAGAGGCUGGCUCUCAACUGGAAGAGUGACUACUAGGACUAAAAUAUGGGGUCUGUUAAUGAAGGCGUUGAUUCCAGCUAAUUCCAACCACUACUGCUUCAAAACAGUGUUACCACCUCUUCCGUUUCCUAAUAGUCUGAAAGUGACGGUGGAUAAGUUUGUGGAGUCAAUGCGUCCAGUUCUCUCAGAAAAAGAAAUGAGCGACUUGCAACGUAAAGCGGACGAGUUCCUUGCAUCCAUCGGCUGGAAACUUCAGUUUAUGCUUAUACUGAGAGCUAUCUGGAAGUGGAACUGGUUUUCUGAUUGGUGGAAACAGUACGUCUAUCUAGCCAAUAGGAAGCCUCUGUUCUGCUCGAAUGUAGCUGGAGGCGAUUCGUAUAGAAUCCAGUAUAACAGAAUGGACCGAAUUGCAGUUUGGACUUACGGAACAUGGAAGUACUUCAUCGAAGGAAGACACAAUGGAGCUCUGUUGCAGCAGAUGACACUCAAUGGUGUGAUUCCAAUGUGCAUGGAUACUGUAAAAUACGUUACUGGCAGUACCAGAAUCCCUAAACAACACAUCGACGAGCACGUGUGGAAAGAUCCCCUGCAAGUCGGCUACGUAGUUGUUCAGUCUAGAGGGAAUUAUUAUAAGAUCUUCAUGUACGAUGACAAAGGAACGAUGCUGUGCCCAGGAACGCUCAAGAUUCUCUUUGAGCAAAUUUGGAUUGACAGCAACCUGCGUGGGUCGAAGCAACGCAAUCCAGCAUUAUUCACAACGCUGCCAAGGGAAGAGUGGUCACAAAUCAGGGAGAGACUAAUUAAGAUAUCUCCCGAAGCACUUCAAGCUGUGGAGGAUGGCGCGUUUAUGGUGAAUUUGGAAGACGAGAUGUCCGAUGCGAAUGGUGAUUACUAUCUGUACGGUAACCACGGACACGGAAAAGUAUGGCUGGACAAAUCACUUUCGUUUACCACGUUCAAAAGCGGACGCGUAAUAACGAUGUUUGAGCACUCGUGCUUUGACGGACUAGUCAUGUCGUUGGGAAAGAAUUUCGCGGUCAUCGAAGAGUUCUUCGCUCAUGAGAUCAACGGAUUCAGCUGGUUUGACAAAAAAGGUCUGAAUACUAUCGAAAACGGGGUGUACAAUGCAGGAGGGUUCCGGGAACCAGAAGUCAUAGACUUCGGAGACCUUUCACUUUUGGACGACGAUUUCCAAAGAGCUGCUGAUUUCCAGACGGAAGCACAAGACAUCGAAGUCGGUCACAUGCUGGCUGAUAACGUGGAUCGAAAGCUGGCUAAGAAAGUGAGGCUGAGUCCAGAAGGUGUUGUUCAGUGUGCAAUUCAGGCGGCAACUUUUAAGUUGCACCAGAAGGUUAUGCUGACGUAUCAGCCGGCCACGCUGCAGCAUUUUGCAUAUGGGAGGACAGAAAAUAUCCGACCUCUGACAAUGGGAAAGAAGAGGUUUGCAGAGGCGCUACAGGAUUCUGAAGUCACGAAUGAGGAGAAGUUCCGACUUCUUAAGGUGGCGGCGGAGGAGCAUUCGGAGCUGAUCAAGUCGGCGAUGGGUAUGAAGGGAAUCGACCGACAUCUAUUUGCCCUCUACGUCAUAAUGAGGGGACGGGGAAUGGAUUCGGAGUUCCUGGACUACGUGGUCAAUGAUGGUAUGGCGGCUCCUAUGUGCACUAGUUGUGUGCCUCCCAAAGUGUCAGACAAGCUGAAGAUUCUGUCCAAAUACGACGAGGAUUGGACUAAGAACCCGAACGGAGGAGUGUUCCGACAUCAGUGCCCGGAGGGAUAUGGUGUGUUCUACUUGGAGGCAGACAGUACUCGCACCAAGUUUGUCGUCACCGCCAGCAAGUCACACCCCUCAACCAACCCACGUGACUUCUGCAGAGAACUGAUGGGCGUGUUCAACGAUAUCAACUCUAUAAUACAUACGCACCUGCAAGAGAAAGAGGAGGCGCAGGUCAAGGCAACAGGACAAUAGAGUUUAAUUAGAGAGGCGGCAAAGGUAAAAUAACAUAGAAAAAACAGUGGCGUGUUCAUGAAUUUUAAAAAAAAUUUAAUAUAUUUCUUAGUUUUUAGGACAUCACAUUGUUUUAGAUUUUCGAAUUCUUUAGACAGAUCUUAAUUUUAACAAUCCGUGGUAAUUUUUGGGAGUGUAGUAUAAGUGAAGCUCGCGCUUCUUCGAGGAUACAUACCCUUUAUGUAGUUUGUUUAAAUGAUACAUAUGUGAUCUCCCUUAACACGCCACUAAAUCACGAUUGUUGGUGAAUAUAAACAUUGACGGAGUAAGAAAACGGGAUCUGCAUGUAAAAUGUUCAAGAAAGGUGUAAGAAGCAACCAUUGAAACAACUAUUUGGUGACAGCGAAAUUUAAGUUUAUGUUUGUUCCCCUUUUGUCGAAAAUUCUACCUAUAUUCUUCAAAUGCCACUAGCUGGUCACAUUCAUUCAUCCUUAUACGUAGAAUUGAGCUUAACUCAUUUUAAUGUGGCGUGGUUUUUGUGUGCCUGAAGUUUUUGCUGUCAAUUUUGUAUCAAAUUUUAUGUACAUUAUUUCAAGGUAUACUUUUAAAUGCAUAGCAUAAAUUCAAAUUGAAAUUUCAUUGGAA